Messenger RNA from Acanthisitta chloris (rifleman), 317 nucleotides. Its product is annotated as chromosome unknown open reading frame, human C12orf57. NCBI's taxonomy places the organism in Eukaryota, Metazoa, Chordata, Aves, Passeriformes, Acanthisittidae. The transcript has a single exon. The record is from RefSeq and is a predicted model, not a curated record. The coding region runs from base 72 to 302 and encodes 76 amino acids.
UCCUCGCAGGCGUCCUCAAGUUCGCCCGGCUGAUCAAGUCGUACGAGUCGCAGGACCCGGAGAUCGCCAGCAUGUCGGGCAAGCUCAAGGCCAUGUUCCUGCCGCCCAUGACGCUGCCGCCGCACGGGGCCGGGGCGGCGGAGUCGCUGCCUCCUGAGCGCUCGGAGCUCUCCCGGUGCACCCGCACACCUCCUCCCAAGGUGCAGGUCUGGGCAGCCUUGGGUAUGGAGUGCUUGAACAAGGGAGACAGUGUCCUGAAAGGAGCCGGGAUGCUUUGUGCCCGCGCGUGUGUCGGCUCGUGAAUAAAGGAUGUGUUG